AUGUCCGGCAGGACAACUCCGACCUCAAUAAAAGGUCUCCAGGUGCCUCUGCUCCUCACACAGCUUCAGCUCUCAGCAAGAACAAGAACGGUCCUCGCUCCGGCCACCCUUCACUCCUCACCCAACACCAUGUGCUCCACUGGAUGCUGUUCCACCGGAUGCUGCUCUGUCGUGAAGAGCAAGACCGUGUGCUGCACCCCCUGCAAGACCGUGUGCUGCAGCCCAUGCAAGACCGUGUGCUGCAGCCCAUGCAAGACUGUGUGCUGCAGUCCCUGCAAGACUGUGUGCUGCAGCCCAUGCAAGACCGUGUGCUGCAGUCCCUGCAAGACUGUGUGCUGCAGUCCCUGCAAGACCGUGUGCUGCUCCCCGUGCCAGAAGCCUUGCUGUGACCCAUGCCAGUCCUGCUGUGACCCGUGCCAGUCUUGCUGUGACCCAUGCCAGAAGCCUUGCUGUGACCCGUGCCAGUCCUGCUGUGACCCGUGCCAGUCUUGCUGUGACCCGUGCCAGAAGCCUUGCUGUGACCCAUGCCAGUCUUGCUGUGACCCAUGCCAGUCUUGCUGUGACCCAUGCCAGAAGCCCUGCUGUGACCCGUGCCAGUCUUGCUGUGAUCCAUGCCAGAAGCCCUGCUGUGACCCAUGCAAGACUGUCUGCUGUGACCCAUGCCAGUCCUGCUGUGAUCCAUGCCAGAAGCCUUGCUGUGAUCCAUGCCAGUCCUGCUGUGACCCGUGCCAGAAGCCCUGCUGUGACCCGUGCCAGUCCUGCUGUGAUCCAUGCCAGAAGCCCUGCUGUGACCCGUGCCAGUCCUGCUGUGAUCCAUGCCAGAAGCCCUGCUGUGAGCCAUGCAAGACUGUCUGCUGUGAUCCGUGCCAGUCCUGCUGUGACCCAUGCCAGAAGCCUUGCUGUGACCCAUGCCAGUCCUGCUGUGACCCGUGCCAGUCUUGCUGUGACCCAUGCCAGAAGCCCUGCUGUGACCCAUGCCAGUCCUGCUGUGAUCCGUGCCAGAAGCCUUGCUGUGACCCGUGCCAGUCCUGCUGUGAUCCAUGCCAGAAGCCUUGCUGUGACCCGUGCCAGUCUUGCUGUGACCCUUGCCAGAAGCCUUGCUGUGACCCGUGCCAGUCCUGCUGUGAUCCAUGCCAGAAGCCCUGCUGUGACCCAUGCCAGUCCUGCUGUGACCCGUGCCAGUCCUGUUGUGACCCUUGCCAGAAGCCUUGCUGUGACCCGUGCCAGUCCUGCUGUGACCCAUGCCAGUCCUGCUGUGACCCGUGCCAGUCUGUGUGCUGCACCAAGGUGUGCCACAAGUCCGUGUGCUGUGUGCCACGGCCCUGCUGCUCUCCUUGCUGCGUGGUGAAGAAGCCCGUGGUGGUUUGCUGCACCCCCAUGAGGAAGUGCUGCACCCCCUGCAUCCCCAUCCAGCAGUGCUGUGCCAGCCUCAGGAAGACCUGCUAAACUGCCCCAGAUGGCUCUGAAAAUGGGCACAGGGAGGUGAAAAGCUCCUCAUUUGCCCCUGGUUCUCAUGGUGAUGGAGACCAUUCAUAGCAAUUUUCUUCUUCUUUCCAAGCUUAAGCUGCUUCUUCUUUCUGUCCUUCAGUUAUCGACUGUCUUUAAUUAUCGACUGUCUUUAAUUAUUGACUGUCUUGAGUAGGCCUGAAUUUACCACCCAUUGUAUAAGGCAUUAGAUAUUAGUGGGGUGUUAGUUCUCCUCUUGGUGUUUGGGAAACCUUUGGUGUCACUGUGACUGCUUCUCAUUUCCUCUCUUGACUUGUAGACAAUAAAACUUGGCAUUCAGCAAAACACAA
This is a messenger RNA of Melospiza melodia melodia, 1796 nucleotides long. RefSeq names its product keratin-associated protein 10-7-like. Lineage: Eukaryota; Metazoa; Chordata; Aves; Passeriformes; Passerellidae. The record is from RefSeq and is a predicted model, not a curated record.